AUUCACCCAUUUAAUAUAUAAUCUGAUAUAUUUAUUAUAUUAACAAAUGUUUGCAAUCAUCAAAUUUUUCAUCACAUCCAAAAGGACCAUUGUACUAUUUUUUUAUUACCUUCAUCUCCACAUGUAUCAGCCUUGAACAACCUCUGUUUUCUAUCUCUAUAGAUUUCCCUAUUCUCAGCAUUUCAUAGGAAUAGGAACAUCUUUCUUUAAGUAAUUUUUUUAGUAUGAUUCUAUUUUUAAUGGGAUACUAAUGACAUGGAUCUAGACCAUUUAAUAUUGUUCCAUGUGUCUGAGGCUCUGUUAAUUUAUUUUUUAUGCAUGUAUGUAUUCAUGUGCUAUCUUGAUUAGUGAUCAAUUAAGUAAUGAGCGUAUCCAAUACCUUAAAUUUUUAUCAUUACCUUAUGGUGAGUUCUUUCAAAUUCUAAUUAUUUUGGGACAGAGAAUGAAAAAAAUGUAUGUUAUAUUCACAUUGCUGACAAUAACAUUGUACCUGUAACGGAUCUAUCCCCAAACCCCUUCCCACUAUUUCCCUCAGUCUUGGGUAACCACUAUUUUGCUUUGAAUUUUUAUGAGAUUAUCUUUUUAGAUUUAUAUUCUGUAUAUAAAUGAGAUUGUGCAGUGUUCUUCAGCAUCAUCUGUGUUGUUGCAGUUGACAGAAUUUUAUGAUUGUUAUGGCUGAAUAGUAUUCUAUUGUGUAUAAAUACUGCAUUUUCUUUAUCUAUUCACCUGUUAAUGAACAUUUAGGUUGAUUCAACAUCCUGUGUAUUGUAAAUAGUGUUGCAGUAAACAAGGGAGUACAGGUGCAGGUAAAUGGUCUUAAAAUGGUUGAUGAGCCAAUGGACGAGGGAGAAGCAGAUUCUUGCCUUGAUGAAGGUGUUGUUAAAGAAAUCCCUAUCAUUCAUCAUGUUAAGGAAGGUUAUGAGAAAGCAGAUCCUGCACAAUUUGAGUUGCUCAAGGUUCUUGGUCAGGGAUCAUUUGGAAAGGUGUUUCUGGUUAGAAAGAAGACUGGACCUGAUGCUGGGCAGCUCUAUGCAAUGAAGGUGUUAAAAAAAGCUUCUUUAAAAGUUCGAGACCGAGUUCGGACAAAGAUGGAGAGGGAUAUACUGGUGGAAGUAAAUCAUCCAUUUAUUGUCAAACUGCACUAUGCUUUUCAGACUGAAGGGAAGCUGUAUUUAAUAUUGGAUUUUCUCAGGGGAGGAGAUGUCUUUACAAGAUUAUCCAAAGAGGUUCUGUUUACAGAGGAAGAUGUGAAAUUUUACCUCGCAGAACUGGCCCUUGCUUUGGAUCAUCUGCAUCAAUUAGGAAUUGUAUAUAGAGACCUGAAGCCAGAAAACAUUUUGCUUGAUGAAAUAGGACAUAUCAAGUUAACAGACUUUGGACUCAGCAAGGAGUCAGUAGAUCAGGAAAAGAAGGCCUACUCAUUUUGUGGUACAGUAGAGUAUAUGGCUCCUGAAGUAGUAAAUAGGCGAGGCCAUUCACAGAGUGCUGAUUGGUGGUCAUAUGGUGUACUUAUGUUUGAAAUGCUUACUGGUACUCUGCCAUUUCAAGGUAAAGACAGAAAUGAGACCAUGAAUAUGAUAUUAAAAGCAAAACUUGGAAUGCCUCAGUUUCUUAGUGCUGAAGCACAGAGUCUUCUAAGGAUGUUAUUCAAAAGAAAUCCAUCAAAUAGAUUGGGUUCAGAAGGAGUUGAGGAAAUUAAAAGACAUCUUUUUUUUGCAAAUAUUGACUGGAAUAAAUUAUAUAAAAGAGAAAUUCAGCCACCUUUCAAACCUGCUUCUGGAAAACCAGAUGAUACUUUUUGUUUUGAUCCUGAAUUUACUGCAAAAACACCCAAAGAUUCUCCUGGUUUGCCAGCUAGUGCAAAUGCUCAUCAGCUUUUCAAAGGAUUUAGCUUUGUUGCAACUUCUAUUGCCGAAGAAUAUAAAAUCACUCCAAUCACAAGUGCGAAUGUAUUGCCAGUUGUUCAGAUAAAUGGAAAUGCUGCACAAUUUGGUGAAAUAUAUGAAUUGAAAGAGGAUAUUGGUGUUGGCUCUUAUUCUGUUUGCAAGCGAUGUAUACACACAACUACCAACUUGGAAUUUGCAGUGAAGAUCAUUGACAAAAGUAAGCGAGACCCCUCAGAAGAAAUUGAAAUUUUGAUGCGCUAUGGACAGCAUCCCAACAUUAUUACUUUAAAGGAUGUCUUUGAUGAUGGUAGAUAUGUUUACCUUGUUACGGAUUUGAUGAAAGGAGGAGAACUACUGGACCGUAUUCUCAAGCAAAAAUGUUUCUCAGAACAGGAAGCUAGUGAUGUACUGUAUGUAAUAACUAAGACAGUUGAUUAUCUUCAUUGUCAAGGAGUUGUUCAUCGUGACCUUAAACCUAGUAAUAUUUUAUACAUGGAUGAAUCAGCGGAUGCAGAUUCAAUUAGGAUCUGUGAUUUUGGGUUUGCAAAACAGCUUCGAGGAGAAAAUGGACUUCUCUUAACUCCCUGCUACACUGCAAACUUUGUAGCGCCUGAGGUUCUUAUGCAGCAGGGAUAUGAUGCUGCUUGUGAUAUUUGGAGUUUAGGAGUCCUUUUUUACACGAUGUUGGCUGGCUACACUCCAUUUGCUAAUGGCCCCAAUGAUACUCCUGAAGAGAUUCUGCUUCGUAUAGGCAAUGGCAAGUUCUCUUUGAGUGGUGGAAACUGGGAUAAUAUUUCAGAUGGAGCAAAGGAUUUGCUUUCCCAUAUGCUUCAUAUGGACCCUCAUCAGAGAUACACUACUGAACAAGUAUUAAAGCACUCAUGGAUAACCCACAGGGAUCAGCUGCCAAAUGAUCAGCCAUAUAGAAAUGAUUCAUCACACAUUGUUAAGGGAGAAGUUGUUGCCACAUAUUCUGCCCUGACUCACAAGACUUUUCAACCAGUCCUAGAGCCUGUAGCUGCUUCAAGCUUAGCUCAGCGACGGAGCAUGAAAAAGCGAACAUCAACUGGCUUGUAAGAUUUGCAGUGUUCCUCAGCUAAACAGGAUGAAGAGAAAACUAAACAUGUGACUUUUUGCCUAAUCUUAUAUCAAUAGCGUUGUUUUCUGCUAUAUUACUUGAAUAUUCUGUUUAGACCCUUUUUUUAAGGGGAGUGAAGUAAAAAAAAAAAAAAAAAAAAACAGGUCCACAAUAUUCAUACUAUGUUGUUUGUAGUCAUGUCCAAGUGUUUGUAUCAGGAAAUAAUUGUAAUCCACAGGUCUUAAAAACUUCUCUGCACAUACAUGUCUAAAAUUCUUUUCAAGUAAAAUUAUUCUUAGUUUUAGUGGAUUCAAAUAAUAAUGGUUUAGAAAUCAUGCUUUUAGUGUAAUGCCAAGCAACGUCAGUAUUUUUUUAACAUCUGAUCUUGAAGGAUAGGCUUUUUUUUUCUACAAAGAAAAGCAAAUGUGUGGAAGUUUGUUGUGCAUAACCAAAGGACUCCAUUCAUUUAUGGCUACUAAAUUAUUGUCAUAGUUGUUUGGUGCCAGAGCGAGAUGCAUUUAUCCUAAUAUAUGAUAUGAUUGGUGCCAAAGUUUUUAUGGAAGAAUUAAAUCACCAGUAAUGUGUGAGACAGACUUAAAUAUUUAUCCAUAAGUGGCCUCAUCUAGGAAAGGUUUUCAUAAGGUUUCUAACAAUUUACAACUAACAGAAUUGUUGUACAAAUGAAAAAAUAUCAAAAGACUUUAUACUGGUGUUAUAAUCUUCCAAAUAGGUCAUAGUUAGUCCUUUGAUAAUAAAGUACAUGGUGUUAACACUAUCUUGGUGUUAUGUAACCAGACUUUCAAGUUCACUAAUUGGAUUUAGUCAUCGUCUAUCCCCUUUAUAAAUGAAGUACACUGUUAUUUUUCUGAUUUCUAUGUGCUUUGAGCUACAGUGUAGCAUACCAAUCUACCUUGAAUCGUAUGAUUAUAUAGUUGAAGUUGUACUGUAGUGGACUUGUGCUCUUAGCACAUAUGGUAUAGUAUAAUGUAUUUCAGUAACUUUAGACAGUGCUACAUAAUAGUUAUGCUUUGAGAAGAAAAACUAACAUUUUAAAUAGGAGUAAUAUUAAUCAUCUACAAAAAGGUUGAGCACAUUUAAAAAUCAUAUUUAUAAAAGAUAUCUGGCCAAAUUGAUCUUAUUAAAUUUAUGAUUCAGAACCACUGUGUUAAUAUGAAUUGUUUUCUCUAAAUACUGAAAUUUAAAAAAAAAUUGUGUUGUUGAAUAAAAUACCAUUACUACUACUACUACUACUACUACUACUGACAGAAAGAACUCAUGAAUGUAAUUUGCAGGAUAUCAUAGUUUUGUUUAGUGAAUAUAAGUGAACUACUUGUGUGUGCUAGGUGUACUGUUUGCUGUGUAUUUUUUUCUUAAUUCAGAGACAGUUGAUUGCUGAGUAUACAGUUUAGGCUAGAAGACAUGUACCUUUGGUAUUUAAUAAACCAAUUAUACAUCUUAUCUUUAUAAUGUAAGUGAUCUAUACCAUGCACAAAAAUCUGUUUCUGGGUGUAAUAUAUAAAAGUAUGUGUUCUUAUUUUGAGGUGAUUUUUGAAACAAUUAAAAAACAUUAAAAAUAUCUAAUAAUACAUGGAAAUAUUACUUAGAAGUGGUUAAAUUGGUACUAUAUUUUAUGGCUAUUUAUGUUCCAAUUUGGCUUUUUCAUUCUUCAUUUUGCUUAAUUACAUUAAGUGCUUGCAUGUAACAAUUUGUGUCCAUAUAUUUAUUUUCCUCUUGUCAUUAUCUUGUUUGUGUUGUUAUGCCAUCUUCUAUCUUCUUAUCAGAAUUGAUACAUCAAACUCAGAGGUAUAAUUUCAGUGCUAAACUUUUCAGCACAAAUAUUAUAUCCAUAUAUACUUUUCAUGUAAUAAAAUUAAGGGAAGUGAAAUUGAAAAAUGAUCAGAAAAUAAACUUCCGGCUUUUUAUAUUCAAUGGUUUUUAAAAGUAGAUGGUCAAUUUUCAGUUAACAUGUUCAAAAAGAUCAUGUCACACAGUUCCAUCAUGAAAGGAACACUAUAAGAAAUAAGCAGUGAUCAUUAUGAUUCCUCAUCACCCAGUGAGGACUGACAGUCUGAAAGAUACAAGUGGAUAUACCCAAUAAUUGUAAGACAGUUUUCUGCUGGAAUAUGUAAACUUGCAAACCUAAGAACUACAGUAGUAAGGACAACUUUAUUAUAAAGGAAAGCUUAAAAUGUACCCUCAUUUUGUAGGAGGUGCCCAGCUAGGGAUGCCUAAUUAUCUACUUUUUGGCUAUAACUCUAACCAUAAAUUUAGAUUUGAAUGGAACAUUUUUAAUGAGACUUCUAUAAAUGCUUGACCAGCAAAAUGAUACUGUGGUUUCUAAUAAAUUCAUGAAUUAUUUUACAUUGUUUUUCUUUCCAGUUAAUGGUUAUUUAUAAUAUUUAAUGAUAUAACAGUUUGAGUUUUUUUCCUGAAAGGGAGACAAUAUUGAACUUAUUUAUUAUUUUUCUUAAAGGAAAAUACCAAAUUUGCUCAGUAGAUUAACAGUCUUUCAUUCUAAGGCACAUAUUACCAAGAAUACACUCAGAAAACUAUUUGCAAGAAAAUUAGAAGUGUAGCACUGUUGACUGAUUUUUGUGGGUAAAACAGUAGUUUCCGUUCUUUUAUGAAGAUAAAAUUUGAGCCUGUUUUUGUUAGAUUAGGAAUACCUAAACCUUGUUAUUUGUAGUUUAUUUUCAUUGGCUACUAGAUAUAAUAAAACAUUUUUGUUGGCUCUUCUGGUUACCUCAAAAUGAUUUCAUGUUAGGCAACCCACAAACUUAAUAAAAGAUAUUUGGUGUUUAUAAUAUCUCCCCCAUUGAAACAAUAUGUUAAAAUAGUACUGCCCAUGGACACUUAUUCAUACAUAUUGAAUAGUCUUAUUCUAAUAGUAAGAGGCCUUUCAUGGAUAAAGAAGGAAAACAAAACAACACUUACUUUACACUAGAAAAAUUAUAUUUUCUCCAAGACAGAGUUUGUCUUUGGCACUCUACAUUCUCUUUCUGCUGCUCUCCUACUUAAACACCUCAUGGGGAGUACUCCAUCAUUAAGAUUUAUCCUGUUUUCUGUGUGCCAAAAGGGCCUCAAUCCUUUUUUCUUCCCCAAUUCAGGACUUCCAUUCCCUCAGAACGAUUAUUUUCAGCUAAAAGUGAAAUGCAUGCUAAAUUACUUCACAUUUUUCCAAUAUUGGCUAAUAGAUAAUUGGCAUUUUCUAAGGAAUAUGUCCACUAAACAGACAGGUUUCUAGUUUAUAGGAGUUUCAGUAAUUCUAACAAAAAGAAAUUAAUUUUAAAUUCAGUUAUUAUCAAUGAAGUUUUUUUUGGGGUGUGUGUUUGUGUGUAUGUAAAGAACUUACACAGUAGGUCCAAGGUUCAAUUAUAUAAUAGAUUGUUUCUUUUUUCCAUAGUACUUUCUGAUUUUCAAUCUGCAUUUUCUUUUACCAUCUUCUAAGCUUUUUGGUAGUAAUAAACUUCUGUUACAAGAUAGUAUGGAGAGAGUCUGUGAUUGAUGAUCAUUUCUGUGUAUGUUGUUAAGCCCAUAUUUGUCUGUAUUCUUUUUUCUCAAAGUACAUAAUUUGUAACACAAGGACUUUCAUACCUCCUCCCAUUAUAUUGGUAAAGAAUAAAAGCACAGAGAGUUUGGAUGCAAACUA
Messenger RNA from Marmota monax (woodchuck), 6613 nucleotides. RefSeq names its product ribosomal protein S6 kinase A6 (gene Rps6ka6). The transcript is spliced from 22 exons. NCBI's taxonomy places the organism in Eukaryota, Metazoa, Chordata, Mammalia, Rodentia, Sciuridae. The record is from RefSeq and is a predicted model, not a curated record. Gene Ontology annotation, biological process: protein phosphorylation. Gene Ontology annotation, molecular function: magnesium ion binding; ribosomal protein S6 kinase activity; ATP binding. The coding region runs from base 822 to 2963 and encodes 713 amino acids.